UGAAGAGGGGCGGGCCGAGGGGCGGGGCCUCCGUGGCCGGAGCUGGCGGGGCUGCCGGGUGGGAGCCGUGCGGUCGGACUGCUCGCGGCUCCGGGAUGGCCUCCCCGCGGGAGCUGACGCAGAACCCCCUGAAGAAGAUCUGGAUGCCGUACAGCAACGGGCGGCCCGCCCUGCACGCCUGCCAGCGCCGCGUGUGCAUGACCAACUGCCCCACGCUCAUCGUCAUGGUGGGCCUGCCCGCUCGGGGCAAGACCUACAUCUCCAAGAAGCUGACGCGCUACCUGAACUGGAUCGGCGUGCCCACGCGGGAGUUCAACGUGGGUCAGUAUCGCCGGGAAAUGGUCAAGACGUACAAGUCUUUUGAGUUUUUCCUUCCAGACAACGAAGAGGGCCUGAGGAUCCGAAAGCAGUGUGCCCUGGCCGCUCUCCGUGACGUCCGGCAGUUCCUUAGUGAGGAGGGGGGACACGUGGCGGUUUUCGAUGCAACAAACACCACCCGAGAGCGGAGGGCGACCAUCUUUAAUUUUGGGGAGCAGAACGGCUACAAGACCUUCUUCGUUGAGUCCAUCUGUGUGGAUCCCGAGGUCAUCGCGGCCAACAUCGUGGUGAGUGCCUGACCGUCGCGGGGCAGUCGGUCCCCCGCGCGGGGGCUUGUGCCUGGGCCUCAUUCGCUCUUCCUGACCUCGGGGCGGGUGCGGGGACAGUAGGGUGCUGGUCAGGGGAGCCUGGGCCCCCACCCCCACCCCCACCCAGGGCCACUCAUGUUGGGGGGCUUUGUGGCACGUGGGCAUUCAUUCUUCCCCCUCUCCCUUCCCCUCAUAGUCCCGGGCGU
Molecule: messenger RNA, 832 nt
Organism: Myotis lucifugus (little brown bat)
Lineage: Eukaryota; Metazoa; Chordata; Mammalia; Chiroptera; Vespertilionidae
Product: 6-phosphofructo-2-kinase/fructose-2,6-bisphosphatase 4
Exons: 6
Coding region: 96-617 (173 amino acids)
Biological process (GO): fructose metabolic process; fructose 2,6-bisphosphate metabolic process
Cellular component (GO): cytosol
Molecular function (GO): ATP binding; 6-phosphofructo-2-kinase activity; fructose-2,6-bisphosphate 2-phosphatase activity
Source: RefSeq, a predicted model, not a curated record